AUGGACGCGGUGGCCGUGGAGCAUCCCGACUCCCCUGUGGUUGACACGCUGUCGGGCAUCGAGUCUAAGAAGCACCGCAUGCAGACAGGCCAGGACAGCGAUGAUUUCUCAAGCCGAUACGAGUUGCUGGAACAGGUAGGUUCCGGAGCUUCGGGGACUGUGUGGAAGUGCCGCUUGGCCCCCGGCAACGGCCCUCCCAAGCGUGCGGGGGGCCCCGUGGCUGGCGAAGACCCCGUGCCGGGGAGGAUCUACGCGGCCAAGAUCAUCGAUCUGCGGCCGUUCAAGCUCCGGGAGAGGUUCAGCAUGCAGAGGUUGAUGCGGGAAGUGGACAUCAUGCGGCGAUUGCGACACCCCAACAUCAUUCACCUCGUCGAGGCUCUCGACACCCCGGAGCAGUUGGUGCUCAUUCUGGAGUACGCUCCCGGGGUGGAGCUGUUCGACGCCAUCCUGUCCAAGGCGAGCUUCAGCGAGAGUGAAGCCCGACCGGUCUUCGUCCAGGUGGCGAGGGCUCUGCAGUACAUGCACUCGAAGUCGAUCGUCCAUCGAGACGUCAAGCCCGAGAACGUGAUGAUCAUCGACAGGACUGCGCCAGACGGGCUCUAUCCAGAGGCCAAGCUGCUAGACUUCGGGCUGUCGAAGGCGAUAGACGCUGACACGGGGGGCUCCGUGGCACGAACAUUCGUCGGGACCCCCAGCUACCUGGCGCCGGAGGUGGAGGAGAGGAAAGGGGGCAAGGGGAAGCCGUACGGGACGCCCGUGGACUGCUGGAGCCUUGGGGCCAUGCUGUACGUCAUGCUGGUCGCUCGCUUCCCGGAGUUCCAAGUGCAGGGUGCAAGGAAGCACGUCCGCAUGCACGGGGCCGCCUGGGACAAAGUGUCAGCCGAGGCGAAGGAGUUGAUACGGAACCUGAUGGCGUUCGAUGCGGGGGCAAGGCUAACGGUGGACAAGGCCUUGCGGCACCCAUGGUUGGGAGACUUGGCUGCCAGGGACGCACCACCGUCCCCGUUGCAGCAGGCGACGGCGCCGCCACGAAACCAGUUUCAGGGGAUGCCCCCGCUGUCCGAAAGCUACGAGUUUGUGGUGUCUCCGGUUCCUGCGGGGGGGGCGAAAGCGGAGGCGGCGGCAGCGGUCGGCGGUUCCGAUUCUCUUGGCUCGCAACCUUACCAGCAGUCAAGCGGCGGCGGCUCCAGCAGCAGCAGCAGCAACGGCGGCGACGGUGCUUGGGGCGGGAGGCUUCCCAUCGUCACCGAGCAGGAGACGCCCCCAGCAAAGACGGCUAGGAAGUCGUUCGAGUUUACCCCUACGGGUCCCUCCAUCCGCGAGCUUGGUCCCGAUGAGUCUCCUUUGGGGUCCCUUGACUACGGCAUGGGAGACACUGCGGCAGACGGCGGCGGCGGCGUCCAAUCCCGAAACAACAAGGACGUCAAGGAGGCUAGCAACGCCAGUCCAAGAGAACACAACAGCAACGGCAUCGGCGGAGGCGGUAACAUGAACAGGAGCAACAGCAUGCAGGUCGACGAGCCCAGCAAGGGGGGAGAAACCGCCAUGAUUUCGGUGCACAACCACCAAGGGAUAGGCCUCACGAGACCACCUCCGGACGGACAUGUGCCGCUCUUGCAGCUGCAAGCCCGCAUCACGGCCGUCAUGGAAACCGCCGUCGGGACGUACAGCGAUUGUCCCCAGGGUGCGGCGAGUCUGAGGAGGUCCGCCGCCUUGUGCCGGGAGAGCCUGAGGGAGAGCGUGACGCUCCUCAAGAAGAUAGAGAGAACCGCUGCCCAGGUGAUCACGUUGUUCCCCGACCUAACGCUGGCUGUGGAGGAAGGCGAGCCGGACCUGGCGCGUGACUUCUUCGCCACGGUCAAGAGCUGGGUACGAGAGAUGUACACCGACGUGAACGUCGUCCAGGCCCACAACAAGGCUAACGCCGUGGAAGUCGGCGACGCGAUGAAGACACAUGCCGAGAUGGGGAUGGAAGGCCUGCGGCUUCGGGAGGAAGAGUUGCAGCGACAGCAGCAGCAAGGUGGCACGGCGUACAUGGCCAAGGGAGAGAGACAUAGCGCCCACGGGAGCGCGAACACGGGUGCUGCCCAACAUCAAAAUCAACAUCAUGGAGACAAGCAGAUCGACCUGGACCCCGAGACCUUCGAAGUGGUCCGACAGAUACAAGAGCUCCGGAACCACCUCAGCAGGACCGGCUCCUCACAAGGCAGCGCUGCUCCCGGUGCUGCCACCACAGCAACCGCCACCGCCGCAAAUGGCGCUACGGCAUCUGCCACUGCCAACGAUGGUGCCACGGCUGAAGCUUCUGCUGAAGCUACCGCAGGCGAUAACUCCGCCCCAUCGGCCACUGCUGCUGAUGGUUCCACGGCCACAGCUACCGCCGCCGGCGGCAAUACAGCAUCUGCGAGCGAUGGCGCUUCGAUGGCGGCGGCGGCGGCGGCGGGUAAAAGCCCGAAAGAGAUUAUGAGCGACGAAAAGCUGAUCAAUCUCUUUUUACUCAUGGCGGGGCGGGGCCCGAAUUGGCCGCACGACGGCCCCGGCAGAAGCACCGGUGGCACAGGAGAGAGCAGUAGCGGCGGCGGCAGCGGUGGCAGUGACGGUAGCGAGGCCUCCGGGGGAGGAAGCGGGGCACAAGGCGUGGACGUGGACGGAGUGGCCGGCCUCACCGCGAAGAUGUCCAUCGAUGAUGGAGCGGACGCUCCGAGCGGUCAAGAGGCUGAGAUGCCACCCCCACCGCCGCGACAGUGGGUAGGGGCUGGGGCGGGAGCGGGGGAGCAAGGGGGUGGAGAGCAUGGGGCAUGGGGCGGCGGGAUGCAGCUGGCUCGUGUGCACGACGAUACGUGCUACUCCGAGGUUAAGCAGGCGCUUCAGAUGCUCCAAGAGGUAGACAGCGUCCUGGAGCAGCUGGCCCUGUUCUGGGCCAACAGCGAGGUUAUCUUCGACGUUCUCCUGAGGAAGGGCGAUCUCGUGGAGAAGUUCGUCGCCUUUGCCAACAAGCCCCGCCUCCUCCAGCGGUUCAGGGAACGGCUGGCGGACUACAAGCGAUUCUGGGAGGGAGUACAGAGCGUGUGCAACAAGUACGUCUGCGGCCAUCACAAGUGCGGCGGGUUACAAGGGGCUUCGACUCCUAAGGGCGCUGCACGACCACGCUCCGACAGCAUGGGCGCAGACGCGGGCGCUACCGCCUACGACGGUAGUUACAACGCAUCUAGCAACCGCACCGAUUCGAACGCCUCGUCGGUAGGCGCCCAAUCGGAAGCGGAGCCAUCGAAACAGGGGUUGGGGGACGGGGGUGGAUGGGGAAAUGUCGACAUGGGGUUUGCGAGGUGAACAGCAAUUAAAUCCCUGGUCACAUUAUGUUAGAUAUUUCCCCCCCCCGUACGUGUGCCAACGAAACGCAAGCGGGGAGGCCGAGGACGCUGAGCCGUGCGAGGAACAUGGUCGCUAUUGUAGGCGGCGGCAGGAGCUCAGGUCAUCGCUGAUUUGCUCACACUCGUUGCUUCGUCUUGUGUGUGUGUGGAGUUACAGUUACAGGGAGAGGUUACGGUUUCGUUUUGUUUUUUUUUCGGGUUACAGGGAGGGGUCCACGGGUCCCUCCGCUGUUGCACCGCUGUCUGUUGACACAGUUCAACAGAGAGAGAGGGGGAAAGAGAGUAGGCGCGUUCGGUGUUGUUUUCUUAGUCUCUUCUGUGGCAGGCACUUCAUCGCCCAAGAUCCCGUUUAUUUUAGCAGUGUUUUGGUGCUUGAACUGAGGUGAUUUUGCAGAGGUAUAUUCUCUGGUGCUGUGUACCACACACAGCAAACAUUGUUGACAACAAGGAAAAACGGCAAGUGGAACGUCACUCGCUGCGGUAUUGUGUUUUUUCUGCCGUGCGUAUCGCGGCACCAUUUUUUUUAUUGUUUUCGUUUGGUUGCCCUGCUCUUUUCGAUCCUGUUUUUAUGUUUUUUUGAGGCCAUGGAGACAUUUUCUGCCUUUCUUGUGGUCUCUGUGUUUGGCAAGCCUCAAUUUUGUAGCCUAGUAGUGACCGAUUUGUUUUUUUUAGUUUUGGUUAGGGUUAGUGCUCCGCACCUGCAGGGCUGUGACCGCAGCUCGUGUGUUUGUCCGGGGGUCUGGAAUGUAAGUUGAUGGAAAUGUGUCAAGUGUGCUAAGAUAACUAGAAAAUAAUAUGGUCGCAAUGAGCCCCAUUUGAGGCGGCCAAAAUAAGUAGACGAAACUAGAAGAACAGCACGGGGUGACCUCGGAGGUAUGUAUGCGUUUGUAUGCAUAGCAUAGGGUGGCAGAAAACGAAAGUUUACCUGGGAAGUGCUUGAAGUGUUCGGGCUUCACUGAGGUCAGUGUCCAUAAGUGAUAUCACGGCACUU
Molecule: messenger RNA, 4362 nt
Organism: Ectocarpus siliculosus
Lineage: Eukaryota; Phaeophyceae; Ectocarpales; Ectocarpaceae
Source: the annotation of a GenBank genome assembly